AAUCGCAGCCAAACAGUCCCAAUUCCUACCGGCUGGAGUGCGAUUCAUAGGAGGAGACUGCAAGAAGGAAGUCACGGAGGCGAUCGAACGUCAAGGAACCUAACUCCAUGGCGGUCGGCGGGGGCGAAUCCGAGAUUUUCAAGUCGCGCUCAGAUAAGCGGGAGUACCGCCGUAUCAUCCUCCCCAACUCACUCGAAGCUCUUCUAAUCAGUGAUCCCGACACUGAUAAGUCCGCGGUUUCCAUGAAUGUCUCCGUCGGCUCCUUCAGCGACCCCGUCGGUCUCGAGGGUCUUGCGCACUAUCUCGAACAUAUGUUGUUUUAUGCUAGUGAGAAAUAUCCAGUUGAAGAAAGUUACUCAAAGUAUAUAAUAGAGCAUGGCGGCUCUACUAAUGCUUUCACCACUGCGGAGCAUACAAAUUUCUACUUUGAUAUUAACACAGAUUGUCUGGAAGAAGGUUUGGACAGGUUUGCGCAAUUCUUUAUCAAGCCAUUGAUGUCCCCUGACGCUACUAUUAGAGAAAUAAAAGCAGUGGACUCUGAGAAUCAGAAAAAUUUGUUAUCAGAUGUUUGGCGGAUGAAUCAGCUUCAAAAGCAUCUGAGUUCCAAGAAUCAUCCAUAUCAUAAAUUCAUUACAGGUAAAUGGCUAUUUUUUGGUGGAACCAGGUCUUCCUUUUUCUCCUGA
This is a messenger RNA of Dendrobium catenatum, 683 nucleotides long. Its product is annotated as insulin-degrading enzyme-like 1, peroxisomal. The transcript has 8 exons. Gene Ontology annotation, biological process: peptide catabolic process. Gene Ontology annotation, molecular function: metalloendopeptidase activity; metal ion binding. Lineage: Eukaryota; Viridiplantae; Streptophyta; Magnoliopsida; Asparagales; Orchidaceae. Gene Ontology annotation, cellular component: cytosol; mitochondrion. The record is from RefSeq and is a predicted model, not a curated record. Bases 108 to 683 code for a protein of 191 amino acids.